AUGUAUAUCAGGAAAGCCUACGAAGUCACGGAUUUAGCGAAGCAAGCGGAACUCAUCAAGAAGUAUCCUUUGGGGAUUGUUUUCAGUGCGAAUCCCUCGCCAGGAGGUGGGUUAUUAGGAUUCAUGAGAGGUGGAUCUUUGCAGGAAGUUGAUUCAGAGCUGUGUGCAACCCAUGUCCCUUUUUUCUUUGUCGAAGGAAAGGAUGGAGAAAGUCAUAAACUUGUUGCUCAUCUCGCUGCUAACAACCAGCAAGUUGAGCAGCUUGAAAAGGUCGGAAAAGUUCUCGUCGUAUUCCAAAGUGUAGAUUCAUAUACCUCGUCAGCUUGGUAUCCGUUAAAGAAGAAAACUCACAAAUAUGUUCCAACCUGGAACUUCGCUGCAGUCCACGUUUAUGGAACGCCUAAGGUCAUCAGGGAUGACAAAGAAUGGCUAUUGAGGCAACUGAAUCAAAUAACCAAUCAAGAAGAGGGUAAAAGACCUGAAGGAGAGGGAUAUGAAGAGAAAUGGAAAGUAUCGGAUGCACCUGAGAAGUAUAUUGAUGCAAAACUAAAGAAUAUUGUUGGCCUGGAAAUCGAGAUUACUGCGAUACAAUCCAAAUUCAAAUUCGGACAAGAUGAAGUACCUACCAACGUAAAUGGAGUGUUAGAAGGGCUUGAAAAGGAAGUUGGUGGUGAAAAAGGGGAAGAAAUGUGCAAAUUAACAAGGGAAUGUUAUCCUGGAGAGUUGUGA
Molecule: messenger RNA, 729 nt
Organism: Torulaspora delbrueckii
Lineage: Eukaryota; Fungi; Ascomycota; Saccharomycetes; Saccharomycetales; Saccharomycetaceae
Exons: 1
Coding region: 1-729 (242 amino acids)
Source: RefSeq, a predicted model, not a curated record